CAUGACUUUAGGACACGACAUAAAUUGUCCAACAAAACAUUUAAGUCCGUCAGACAUUACCGAGCCUGAACUGAGCGCAACAAACGGUGAAAGAUGCGGCAGUUUGUACUCAUGAUCGCGGUUGUGAUGGCCUGGGCGUCCUCGGUACAAGGUGAGACGGACAGAGUGCGUUUUGCCCUGUCGGAGUACCUGACGUCUAUAGACCGUUACGGGUUCUACAAGGUCCUUGUGUCGGGAACCAUGGACGACGACAACCUCAUCGCUACCUGCGCGGCGGCGGGGAUGCGGCACGCCUGCUUCCACUCGGGAACCGGCGCCUGUGCCUUCCACUGGAGCCCGGACUGCAUCAAGUACGACCACGACGGCGUCAGCUGCAUCACCACGGAGAACCUUGCGCAGAUCCUGUGCGGAGAUCCCGACAAGUUGUACUGUCCGCCCCUUGAUGACGUCUUCGUGGUGCGACCGAACUACUGGGGCGAGGUUGUCGGCUGGGGCAUAGACGUCGACACCCACCAGCACUUCGGGGACGGAAGCAGCUACAACAACAUGUACGCCCUGUGCGCAGUUUCCGAGGGUCUACAGUACAUGCCCUGUAUGAACGGAGGAACUCUGGACAACUUUGUCUGUCAGUGUCCGCCUUGGGCCACCGGAUUCAAGUGUGAAACAGACAGGAUAGACGACUGCCAGGGCUCGCCCUGUCAGAACGGCACCUGUACCGAUCACCCGGGCUUCUACACCUGCCGCUGUGAGCCGGGAUGGACGGGAGUCAACUGUGAUACAGAAAUGGUCGACGAGUGUCUGACCUCUCCCUGUCUUCAUGGCGCAUGCGUGGAUCACCUGGGCGGCUACACCUGCCGAUGUGACUCGGGGUGGACAGGAGUGAACUGCGAAACAGAACUGGUGGACGAGUGUUUGAGCAACCCUUGUUACAUGGGCGCAUGCGUGGAUCACCAGGACCACUACACGUGCCGCUGUGACCCAGGCUGGACAGGAAUCCACUGUGACGUAGAUAUGGUGGACGAGUGUGUGAGCAACCCUUGUCUGAUGGGCGCAUGCGUGGACCAUCAGGACCACUAUACCUGCCGCUGUGACCCCGGCUGGACGGGGGUCAACUGUGACGUAGACAUGGUGGAUGAGUGUCAGAGUAACCCUUGUGUGAACGGCGCAUGCGUGGAUCACCAGAACCACUACCACUGCCAAUGUGACCCCGGUUGGACAGGAAUCCACUGUGACGUAGAUAUGGACGACUGUAGCAGCUCGCCUUGUCCUUCCAACUCCACGUGCGUCGAUGAAGUGAAUGGAUACACCUGUCAGUGUGCGCCUGGGUGGGAGGGGGAUCAGUGUCAGACAGAUAUAGACGAGUGCAGCACCUCGCUGUGCCCAGCAAACGCCACCUGCGUGGACGGCGUCAACAGCUACACCUGCCUGUGCAAACCUGGCUGGACCGGAAGCAGCUGCGAAACAGAAAUCAACGAGUGCGCAAGUAAUCCGUGUUUGUCUGACGGGACGUGCGUGGACGAAGUGGACGGCUACAAGUGCAUCUGUCCGGAGUGGACCACGGGAGCCAACUGUGAAACAGUUCUCUUCAGCCACGUGUGCUACAUGUUCUCGCUCGACACCCUGUCCCACAAAGACGCGGCCGCUGCCUGCACCACCAUGGGAGGACACCUAACGGACGUGCACAAUACACCAGACCAGCAGAUGAUGGCUUUCUUCAUCAGCCACGGCAGCGACGUCUCCCACUGGACCGCCGCCAUGACGUCGGCUGCGUCCUUGAUCUCUAGCGACGGUUCUCCAGUGUCUAGUUCCACCUGGAUGUCUCCGGACGCCUACGGCCCGUAUGACCAGUGCGUGCUGCUGGACAGUCAGACUAACUACCAGGGAAACUAUCACGUCUGUUCCGAGGAACACAACUACAUCUGUGAAUCCUAUACUAAGGAUUGCCAGCUGUGUCAGAACGGAGGCGUCUGUACCUCCUGUUUCAACAACUCCGUCGUGAAGUGUGAAUGUCAACCAGGGUUUACCGGUGACCUGUGCGAGAAAAACAUUGACGAGUGCGCAUCCUCGCCUUGCCAAAACAACGGCACCUGCGUUGAUGGCGUGGAUAAAUUCGAUUGUGUCUGUGACCGAGGCUACACCGGGGUUUUGUGCGAGCAAGAUCUGGACCUGUGUCAUCCCAACCCGUGUCCAUACGGCUGGACGUGUGUGGACAAUGUUCACGGCCUCAGUUGUGAAAUCCCUGUCCGGGGAGCCGAGACUGAGUACUGCACCAAGUACUCUUGCGGUCCUGGCUGGCACUGCAGGGAGGACGGCCCAACUGGAUUCUCCUGCAUCACUGGCUAAUACGUCACGUGACCACCUGCUCUUCUUCCGUUGAUUCAGCUUUAGCUACUAAUUUCUUUUGAACGUCGUCAUCAGUGUGACAUCCAUACAAGAACAUGCAAUACGACUUGAAGUGUGCACAACAUUUCCUUCAUCAAAUAAAGCAUCUCUAUAAUUAAUUCCCGUUUUAUUGCUCUUUUGAUACCACUUGCAGUAUGCUUGGUUUGAGGCAGUAUUAUGUACAAUAUUGACUUUUAUAAGCACUAGAAAAUAUAGAUCACUUAUCGGAAGGUACGUUACGUCUUCAAAUGGGGAACAUUGCGUAGGACGGGGACACAACCUCUGUAUACGAGGUGAAUCCAAAACGUACACAAAGAAAAACUUUUGCAUUCAAGUUUUACAACUACGGCGCGCGAACUUCAGGACGCUAAUAAACAUCUAUUGUAACUUAGUUGAUCGUCGAUUUUAUGCAUAACUUCCAUGAUCACACCGCUUUUCCCUAGACUCUACCAGACUAACUACGCUGGCUAUAUAUAGGAGAAUAUUUGCCGGGGGAGUUUGGCCGCCUUGUA
Molecule: messenger RNA, 2894 nt
Organism: Branchiostoma belcheri (Belcher's lancelet)
Lineage: Eukaryota; Metazoa; Chordata; Leptocardii; Amphioxiformes; Branchiostomatidae
Product: fibropellin-1-like
Exons: 17
Coding region: 94-2343 (749 amino acids)
Biological process (GO): Notch signaling pathway
Molecular function (GO): Notch binding; calcium ion binding
Source: RefSeq, a predicted model, not a curated record